UCAUCGUCCAAAAGCCAUGGGCACCCAAAAAGAAAGAGAGUGAAAAAAGAAAAAGAAAAUAUGUAAUGAGCUCGGCUCACAUGGCCCCGUCCUAUAACUCCUAACUCCCACACCCUUUGUCUUUCCCAUUCAUUUAUAGCUCUAUCAUUUCUUGCUUGCUGUUCACAGCUUCGAACGCAUUUCUGAUCGUCUCUGGAAAAGAAAGAAGUUUUGAGGCCAAUAUUUUAGAUUCUUCAGCUUCUCGUAAUUUUUUUGCCAGUACGUACUUGUAAAUUAAGGCAAUGGGUUCUAAAGCAUUGAUUUCCAAGAUGAAAUGUAGGAGAUCUUCGAGGCAGAGGCGGGCUUGUACUCGACGUUGGGCGGUGGAAAUGAAGAUGAAGAGGCUGCAGAGGCUGAUUCCGGGAGGGCAACGUUUGCAGCCGGAUCGACUUUUUCUUCGGACUGCAGAUUACAUCCUGCAUUUGAGGCUACAAGUAAACCUGUUGCAAGCUCUUUCCAAGAUUUAUAAACCAUGAUCGAGUUUAUAUAUAUAAUCAUAUCAUCAUUGCUAGCGCUACUCUAUUAAUUAAGACAUAUAUAUCUAUAUUUAUAUAUAAAUGUAUCUUUUCUUUUUUCUUCUAAUUUCUCUUAGCCAUAUUUAAGGUGUUGAUCAAAAUGCCAUGCCAUUAUCUUGAGUCGUAGUUUCUUUAUUUCUGCUGUGUCGGGUUCUAUCACCUCAUUGUCUAUGCUUUUCAGCAUUCAGGAACUCCCAAUUUCAAUUAAUUGUAAGUUUCAUCUC
This is a messenger RNA of Carya illinoinensis, 778 nucleotides long. Its product is annotated as transcription factor IBH1-like. Gene Ontology annotation, biological process: regulation of DNA-templated transcription. The transcript has a single exon. The record is from RefSeq and is a predicted model, not a curated record. Bases 282 to 515 code for a protein of 77 amino acids. Lineage: Eukaryota; Viridiplantae; Streptophyta; Magnoliopsida; Fagales; Juglandaceae.